AUGCGGCCCGCUGGUCCAAGCAAUCUCAACCUCUUGCGAGUUCAUGCACACUCACGCCCCGCUUUCUUCGGACUCGAUUCUGGUGGCCACAUGUUUGAUGAGUCGCUUGGGCUGACCGUUCUCGCUGAAGACGACUGCGAUGAAUAUGAGGAUGGCCAGAAGCAAUUUCUCGCUCAGUUUGUGGCUGCCAAACCUCGUUGUGGUGGCCUCCCGAACACCAAAGCGAACUUUGAUUGUGGAAAGAGUCGGGUAACAACCCCGCUUCUUGCAAGACAAUCACGGGUCCUGGAAGGGACAAAACCAAAGCAACCUUUCAGCCUGACCGUCGACAUCUUAGGCAAAGCCACAAGGUCAAAGUCAAAGCUGCUCGCUGCUGGGCAGACGAUCGGGUAG
Messenger RNA from Effrenium voratum, 393 nucleotides. Lineage: Eukaryota; Dinophyceae; Suessiales; Symbiodiniaceae. The record is from the annotation of a GenBank genome assembly.